AUGAUUAGAGGAUUCGUUGGUGUGAUAAAUCAUUCACAAUCAAGUCAGAGAUUCAUUUUCAGUCAGGCUACAUUAAAUAGCCCAAGAUUCUUUUGUUCUGUUGCAUCCACAGUACCAAGAGAUCAAAAGAUUAUUGUAGUUACCUCUGGUAAAGGUGGAACUGGAAAGACAACUAGUAGUUCAUCAUUUUCAUAUGGUUUGGCAGAGAAAGGUUAUAAAGUUUGUACAAUCGAUUUUGAUAUUGGUUUAAGAAAUUUAGAUAUUCAUUUUGGUAUGGAAAGAAGAGUUGUAUUUGAUUUCAUUAAUGUGUUGAAUGGAGAUUGUACAUUGAGACAGGCAUUGAUCAAAGACAGAAAGAAUCCAAAUCUAUAUUUAUUGGCUGCAUCGCAAACCAAAGACAAGACAGCCUUGAAGAUGGAGGCGGUCGAGAAGGUUUUAGACGAGUUGAGAGAGAAUUUCGAUUAUAUUGUUUGUGAUUCGCCAGCAGGUAUUGAGAGUGGAGCACACCAUGCUAUGUACUGGUCUGAUAGUGCUAUCAUUUGUACAAACCCAGAGCUUUCUUCAGUACGUGAUUCCGACAAGAUGUUGGGUAUUUUAGCUAGUAAAUCAAAGCGUGCCCUCGAGGGUAAAGACCCAAUCAAAUUGAAUCUCUUAAUCACUCGUUAUUCACCAGAGCGUGCUGAAUCUGGUGGUAUGCUUUCUGUAAAAGAUAUUCAAGAGAAUUUAGGAAUCAAAUUACUUGGAGUAGUUCCAGAAAGCCAAGAUAUCUUAUCUUGCACCAAUCUUGGUAGACCUGUUAUAACUUUGGACAAAAACUCUGAUCCAGCCGAGGCAUACCGUGAUGUUGUCGAUAGAUUUUUAGGAGAGAACAAACCAAUGCGUUUCACUGAACCAAAACCAACUGGACUUUUCUCCAAGAUGUCAAAACUCUUUGGUUAA
Messenger RNA from Heterostelium album PN500, 939 nucleotides. RefSeq lists its product as uncharacterized. The coding region runs from base 1 to 939 and encodes 312 amino acids. Gene Ontology annotation, molecular function: ATP binding; ATP hydrolysis activity. Gene Ontology annotation, biological process: negative regulation of cell division. NCBI's taxonomy places the organism in Eukaryota, Evosea, Eumycetozoa, Acytosteliales, Acytosteliaceae. Gene Ontology annotation, cellular component: cytosol; cytoplasmic side of plasma membrane. The record is from RefSeq and is a predicted model, not a curated record. The transcript is spliced from 6 exons.